This is a messenger RNA of Wasmannia auropunctata (little fire ant), 1258 nucleotides long. RefSeq lists its product as uncharacterized. The record is from RefSeq and is a predicted model, not a curated record. The transcript has 3 exons. The coding region runs from base 115 to 759 and encodes 214 amino acids. Lineage: Eukaryota; Metazoa; Arthropoda; Insecta; Hymenoptera; Formicidae.
CGAAACAAAAGAAAAUUUUGACAUGUACUCUCGGAAAAUUCUCCCUUCGGCUACCAACUUCGCUUUUUCUAAGUAUUACGGCGACACUCUCCGGCGAUAUGCGGACUGAUAUUAAUGUUUACUGACCGUUUGGUUAUUCAGAAAGCCGGGGAACAAAGAUCAUCGGGAUAUCUAAAAUCUGGAGCAAGACCAAACAAGCGGUCAAACGAGCCACAAUGUUAUCACUCGGCUUAUUCAAUAGUACGGGAUUAUAUCAACAAACUGGAGGAGCCAACGACGCGGCGAGACGACGACGACGACUUCUCGUUGGUAACCGUAACGAGCGUUUCCCUCCAGGAGAGCACAGGCAGCACCUUCACCGGGUCCGUUUGCACGAAUUGGGAGGAGAAAUUCGCCUGUCGCGCAUUACAGGGCCGAGGCCGCGUCUUCAGCUAUCGGAAGAGGCGGGCUCACUUCGGCGAUGGAAUCUUCAGCGCGCCGGCUGGCGUCUGCCCGCGUCACGUUACUUCGUCGGUCAUUCGCCGUAAUACAGGCGAUUCCCGGCUCGUGUUCGUCUGGCCGCAGAAAGCCAGCAGGGGUCGACUCUCCAACGUUCUCCUGCCCUUGCUACGCAGCGUCCUAGUCGGACUGCUGUUCGUGGACGCUCUUCACUUGUGGCCUGGAGAAUUCUUACCCACAUCUCUACCGCCGACCAUGCCGAUCACUUUGCCGCCUGUCAAGUGCAACGUCAUUGAGCCCCGUUGGUACGAUAAUAACUGAGUCAUGACUAAGAUUUGCCGAAUCACGUUUGCAUAAACAUACGUUUGCGAUAUCGUGGCUAUAAUUUAAAUAAGACACUGUUCAAUCUUCAAUAAAGAUAGAGUCAUCUUGUGCGGAGACCUUUUUGAUUCUUUAGUAGCGUUUGGAAUUAUUUUCAUAUGUUUCACGAGAAGAGAGUUUCGCACGGUUUUAAAUUCAACGAAUGCAAUGAUAAUCUAAAAUGGUAAUUGGAAAAUUUUCAUAUACGCAAUUAAUUUUCAUAAUUGUAUCUGCUUAUAUUAUCGAAGGUAAUUCAAUAAUGUACUCGAUGUCACGCUACUGCAAUUAUAACUUAUCGUGUGAGUUAGACGAUAAAAAAAAUCAACUUCAGACAUAACAUUAUCGAUAAUGUGCCUUAAAAUUUUUUUUAUUUUUGAUAUAACUAAUCUUUGGAUUUUAAAAUUUCUUAUCUCAUGGAAUAUGGGAGUUUCAUAUGGAAUAUAAAACUUUGUUAUAUCUA